Symbiodinium pilosum is the source of this 406-nucleotide messenger RNA. The record is from the annotation of a GenBank genome assembly. NCBI's taxonomy places the organism in Eukaryota, Dinophyceae, Suessiales, Symbiodiniaceae.
GCGUCUGCGCAUUGGUACACCGUGGACUUCCGACUUGGAGAGGCAGACCUGAAGCUAGCGAAGGGCGAGUAUAUCUACUCGCACAUUGCGGGCCCACCGCACUCCUUCCGCUUCCGCCUUUCCGUCUACCCGCGAGGGCAUGGCGACUUUGAGGCGAUCAGCAUCAGCGCCUACAUCGAGAUUCUUCCGCCUCCAGACCUGGCGACCAGCGACUGGGCAUGCAAGGCCCGAUUCGAGAUCUCCAUGCUGUACGAAUACCUCGACGAGCUUUGGAACUUUCGCCGUGAAGGCGGCGUCUUCAUCUUCACCAACAAGGUCUCCGACCAAGGCUGGUGUAACUUUCUAAGCCUGGACAGAAUCGCACGCGAACCCGGCUGGCUCAAGGCCGGAUGUCUUCGCUUGCAGG